This is a messenger RNA of Talaromyces proteolyticus, 2665 nucleotides long. RefSeq lists its product as uncharacterized. The record is from RefSeq and is a predicted model, not a curated record. The transcript has 5 exons. NCBI's taxonomy places the organism in Eukaryota, Fungi, Ascomycota, Eurotiomycetes, Eurotiales, Trichocomaceae. The coding region runs from base 184 to 2571 and encodes 795 amino acids.
CUGUGUUGCCAGUAUAUGGCUGGCAUCUUAUAAUUAGCAUCAACGGCGUUUCAGGGUUGGUUUUCAAAGGGUAUGAAAAUAGGAUAUAGACGGUGUGCCAAUAAUUGCAUAUUUCCUUUCGAUAUUUUAUGAUGGAAUGCCCUGGGAUUUGGAUGCAUAAUCAGUAGCAGCAUUGGUUUUAGCAUGGCGCAGGCACAGGUUGUCUGCGGUCUGGGAAUCGAAGCCAAUCUAUCCAACGGGGAAUUGUCACUGCAUGACUACCGUAAGUUCCUCUCGCGAUCAGACGACGUCAUCGCAAUGCCCUGCGAGCUCCCACGACGAAGGCUCAAGAGGAAGCCUGCCACGAUCAACCUGAACCAGGCACAACACUACAGCCAGCAGACACCGCAACAGCAAAAUCAACCAUGUCCAAAUCAAGAAGUUAGUUUUCCGUUUCAAUCCCCAGUCUCUUCCGCCCCAUCAAGUCCUCCGCCACUCUCGUUUUGCCAGUCGGUCGUUACGCUGCAUGGGGAUUUGCCUACUCCAAUAUCCCCAUUAUCAGUAUCAUCCACUCUUCGUCCAUUUUCUAGACCAUCCUCAUCUUCCAGGGCAUCGGCAUCACGUCGAAUUGAAUCAUUCUCGACCAGGCUCAAACAGCCCCAAGCAGAACAAACGCGGUCUUCUACUCACCAUCGAGCUUCUUCUGACUCGGUACUUCUUGGUAUUGACACCUCAAAUCCCACUGUAAAGCACAACGGCGCAUUCUUCGAAAUCCUUAACCCUCGCAAAUCGUUUGAAGGAUCGAGAAUUAUACCGCCGUCACUUCGCUCUUCAGCCCAUUCUGGGGUCGCCAUGGACCAGGAGGACCCUGACCCCCAUCCACCGUAUAUGGCGAAACAGCUACCGCCAUUGCUGUUGGAUGAUAUGGCUCGUCCGAUAUCAGCGUCUGAAAGCGCCAUUCUCUCGAGAACUCCAGUGACGCCUCCCAUGCAGAAUUUACAUCUCCCCGCUGAUGAUGAGAAUCCGUUCGCUGCUUUGCCUGCUGUGAAAGAAAAAGUACGCGUCUCAUCCAGACCAGCGACACCUGGGCUACCAAAAACACCUACACAUACUAUACGACAAAAAGUUUCUCGUUUCUUCGGCUCUACUGAGAAAGAGAAGAAAAAUAGUGGCCCCGAAAAAAGUGAGAACAAGUUUCGCGAUGUUCUUUCACCAAAUACAUCGAUCGAGAAAGGUAGCAGCUUGGGCAUCCCAAGUCCUCAGGCGGAUUCGGAUGAGUUUUCGAUCGCCGAGAAUAGCAAAAUUCUAUAUAAUGAGCAAAUCGACGGGCACAGAAAAGGCUUGGACCCAAAAUCCGUUUCCCCUUUGCUAAUUGACACUUCUGAAUACUAUUUCGGGGAUGAGGGGUUUCUGACAAUGACUGACAAGUAUGGACAUAGCCUUCAAGAAGAGAACUUUCACUUGAUGUCAGGCGGUCUUCGUAACAUGUCUUCGGUCGACUCGGAUGUAAGCGAUUUCAAUAUGCCUGUCACCCAUUGGGAUGAUCAAAAGGCUGCACAACAGCUGCUCCCAGAUGUAGUUGGUGAUGAAACACCAACUGAUGAAUCUCCAAAUACAGCCCCCUGGCGCCGUCCGAUAUACGGCACUCAUUCUGCUAACCGGCAUCACACUUUACACGACGCACUCCGCCAACUGAACACCAGCAACCAUAGCGGUAUCACGUACGAUGACAUCACUAGAUAUCUCCAAUCACAUGGCGAAGACAAAGCAUCAAUUGACUUGCGUGAAACUCAUAGCCUGGAUGAAAAGCCAUGGCAGCCCGAGACAUGGGCCAAGCCUGAAACUUUCCGCACUCGACCGCUGUACAGCCGUGCGUCUGAAGGCGAGCUAUCAGCCAUCGCACCAAGCACAAGACCAUCAAUUCGUCCGUAUGCCCGACAGAUUGCUGCCUUUAUGGAAGGGGGAGAUGUUGACAGCGCUAGCGUUACUACUGUCGACACGGCUGUAACCGACGAGGAGGAAAACGCUGCAGAUACGUGUGAACCCGAAAAGCGGGAAGAAGGGGUCAAAGAUGUGGCCAUGAUGAAACCCCAUCCAGAACCAAAACAAGCCAUGCCGCGAACCAUCUCGUACCGCGCACGCCCCCUAUCGUCGAAUCCGCCUGAUCUCGACACACCCAUAUUCCUCGCAUGGGAAAGAUCAUCGACUUCCUCAUCUACCUCGUCCACGUUCGCCGUUGCAAAGACUCGUCAGAGUAGUGACAGUACUAAGAGUACUAGUAACGCUGAGCCAGUUACAGUCGCAGUCGCAGCGGCCCCGGCCCCCACAGCACUCCUUCGUCCCCAAGACGGCCCGACGACUCGGAACUUGGCUGUCACUCUGGACAGAGAUGGAGAAGCAAUUAGCUGGAGUGUGGAGAUACCCGACCGCGGGAGUCAUCAAUUGCAUCGUGACACGGAAAAGAGACUGCCCAAGUCGCCGCUGCCGUUGCCGGGUGCAACAGCAGGGCCAGUCGCGAGAAAGGGAAGAAUGGCGCGAAAGAUCAAGAAAAAAGAAGGGAGCAAGAAAGCGCCUGGAUGCUGCUGCUCUUAGGGAAAGAGCCCUCUUGGGUCUGCUACUUCCUCGUCAUCCACCUGCUAGUCACAAUCAGGUAAGAGGAAUAUUUGAGCUAAUUGAAGUAUUGCUG